Macrobrachium nipponense is the source of this 1827-nucleotide messenger RNA. RefSeq lists its product as uncharacterized. The record is from RefSeq and is a predicted model, not a curated record. The transcript has a single exon. Lineage: Eukaryota; Metazoa; Arthropoda; Malacostraca; Decapoda; Palaemonidae. Gene Ontology annotation, biological process: proteolysis. Gene Ontology annotation, molecular function: aspartic-type endopeptidase activity. The coding region runs from base 1 to 1827 and encodes 608 amino acids.
AUGUCUGCGACACAAUUAGCAUAUUCCCUCCGACUUUAUGAGGAAAACUGCAAGGAUUUAUGCACAACUGCUGUGGACUUGAUUCAAAGGGCAAGUGAUGUUGAGUCCUCGACCUUGGAGACAUAUCGUCUUAGGCUAGAGUCUCAAAUAAAGAAGUAUGAAGAACUCAACUUUAAGUACUUAGUUCAACUUGGAGAAGAAGGGUUCUCUGAGCAAGACCCUGAUAGAACACAGCUCACUACAAAGCGGUGUCAUGCCAACCAAGUCAUCACAGAGAGCACUGAAGUUUUGGAGAAACUAAAAAUCAUUUGCAUGGAAGCCAAACCCCAGAGGAGUAUUGCAACAGAGUUUAGGCCAUGGCAUAAGGUUAAGUUGCCGUCUUUAUCACUACCAGAAUUUGAAGGGACCGAUGGAGAAUGGCCCCCUUUUUGGGAUGUUUUCGAGUCUAACGUUCACUCUCGUCCAGACUUGAGAGCUGUUGACAAAUUUAAUUACCUGAAGGGAUGUUUGAAGGGUGAAGCUCUAACUCUGAUUAGAAAUAUUCUUGUCACGAAUGAAAACUAUUUAGACGCCAUUGACCUGUUGAAGAAAACUUAUGCUAAUCCAGAGAAAAUAAUCUCAUCUCUAAUUUGUCAACUAGCAGGCCUGCCUAAACCUUCUGCAGACCUGGAUUCACUACGUGGCUUCUGGACUAAACUUGAACAAUAUGUUAGAGGCAUAGAAAGAAACAAACCUAAUUCGGAUCACUGUACCUGGACGCUUGGACCUCUAGUUUUUCAAAAACUACCUGGCAAGGUGAAAGAACAAAUCCAAAACAAGUGUGGACAGGACUACCCCUCACUCCUAGAUAUUAGAGAGGGGCUAGGAAAGAUAAUCCUGACCUUGUCUUCCUUGGAUUUUGAACCCAGGGAUAAGAGCAAGGAUUACUCCCAUAGAAAACCCAAGCCUAACCAAAGUUCCAAUAGACCAGGUAAUCAGACCAAAACUCAGGUUAGUUCUUACACCCCUAAGAAAAACGAAGUUACGAAUCUGAGUAUUUCUGUCACUCCAGGACAGCCUAAUAAGACCGCUAGAACUCAAAGUUGUGUAUUCUGUGAUAGACCAGAACACAAAGCCUACCAGUGUGACAUUUACAAGACCACGCAAGAGCGCAUUUCAAGACUUACCGCAAAAAAUCGUUGUGUGAAAUGCACUUCACCUAACCAUAAGACAACCGAUUGUCUUGUGAAGUUCCACAAAUGUCUGUCAUGUAAAACUGGACUACACCAUUCAGCAUUGUGCCCUGACUCCUCAACUGAGGUCUCUGCUGUGAACUAUUGUGGAGACAAUGACAGUGACAAAGACUUAAAGUCACAAACAAGUGGAAUUCUCCCUACCGCCUUAAUGAAAGUGGUGUGUCCGCCCACAGGCAACACCAAGGAACUUAGAUCACUGUUUGAUUCUGGGGCGCAACGCACCUUCAUCACACAAGAGGCAGUGGAAGAGUGUAAACUUGUACGAGACAACCCUGUCCAGCUGAGCAUCAGUGGGUUCUGGGAUACCAAAGAACCUAGAGAAUAUAGUACGGUCACUGUACCUGUCAGGGUAAACGAUGACAGCCUUGUAACUUUAAAGGCUAUUGUCGUACCUAAACUACCUCAGAGUGCUAGGCCUCGUGGACUCUGUAAGAUAGUGUCUGAACUGAAGAGCCAGAAUGUCACCCUAGCUGAUCCUAACUUGUCAAGUAGUCAGAUUGACCAGGUGAAACUGCUUGUUGGCAUAGAUCACUACUUUGACUUUAUCCAUUCUCCACAAGCAAACAGAGUGAACCUGAUUGAGUCUCCUUAG